AUGGACAAUACCGCCUCGAGUUCCAUCACCACCGAGAAAUUCCAUGGCAUAGAGAAGAAGCGCUCCUCACCCUCAACCAUAUCCUCUGUGACAUCAGCUGCCCGCUCAAUUGCGUCGGUGUUUAAUACCAGUAUACCUGGUGACAUCACAGAGCAUGAGCUACAGGAUUACCCUCACACUGGGCGUUCCUCGCUACAGACCGAUGCAGCGACUCUGCAUGUAAUGGGAGCUGGUGGAAACACCGGCGCAACGACACCAGUGUAUAGGGAUUCGUCCGAUUCAGACUCAACACUGACAGCAUCGUCUGUACCAUCUCGUGAGGGCUCGCCGCCGCUAGAGGAGCAGCAGGAGCGGGAGGAGGUGGUGGUGGUGGAGCAGGAGUGGUGGCUGAAGGCAUUUUGGGGGGACAAUAUCUCUGUGGUUGUCUCGUUCAAGCAUGCAAGGGAUCAUCUAGCCCUAGAACGUACUUACCUCUCCUACCACCGUACCGCCAUGGUCUUCGGCAUGCUCUCUGUCGUCACCGCCCAACUUACCAUCAUCAACCACGCGCCAAACCCCUCGCCCACCUUCGGCUUCCGUACGGUCGGUAAGCCACUCUCUGUCGUCUUGGCCUGCUGCGCCCUCAUCAUCAGUAUUGUUGGGGUGCUGCGCUGGUGGCGGCUCCAGAAUGGGCUGCUAAGAGGUGUGUCCAUAUCCGGUGGGAGAGAGCUGGUGGUUGUGGGUGCGAUCGUGGGUGCAGUGAUAGCAGGCACGUUGGGGUUGGUGGUAGCUGUCGAUAUUACAAAGGAGUAUUGA
Molecule: messenger RNA, 795 nt
Organism: Morchella importuna
Lineage: Eukaryota; Fungi; Ascomycota; Pezizomycetes; Pezizales; Morchellaceae
Exons: 2
Coding region: 1-795 (264 amino acids)
Source: RefSeq, a predicted model, not a curated record